ACUUUGUCUACACCCUAAUGGAUAAGGUGGUGGAAUCAGUAGGGGUUGACAAUAUUGUACAAAUUGUAACUGAUAGUGAAGCUAGUAUGAAGGCGGCUGGGAAAAAACUGAUGAGGAAAAGGAAGCACAUUUUUUGGUCUCCAUGCGCAGCGCAUUGCAUUGAUUUGAUGUUAGAAGACAUCGGAGAUAUAUUGUCAGUGAAAGAUACGAUAAAAGAAGCCAGAAGAAUUACAGGAUUUAUAUACAACAGUGAUAAAGUGGUUAAUUUGAUGAAAACAUAUACGAAUGGCCGAGAUCUGUUGCGACCAGGCAUAACAAGAUUUGCAACCGAGUUUGUUGCAAUGGAAAGUCUUCUGAGAUAUGCAACCGAUUUGAAAAGAAUGUGUACUUCUAGAGAAUGGGUUGAGUACAAUAAUACCUCGAGGAGAAGACAUGAAGCCGGAGAUAUAUCAGACUUGAUUUUGAAUGAAAGAUUUUGGAAACGGAUACGCCGAGUCUGUGGGGUCAUGGAACCCUUAGUGAAGGUUUUAAAAGUAGUUGAUCAAGAUAAAAAACCUACACUACCUAUCAUUUAUGAGGCAAUGGAUAGGGCAAAAAUGGCAAUAAAAACCGCGGUGAAAGAUUUUCAACAAUAUUGGGAUAUCAUCGAUGAAAGAUGGUAUAAUCAAUUGCAUCAAGAUUUGCAUGCAGCAGCUUAUUUUUUAAAUCCUGGUCUUCAAUACUCCGGCACUUGUGAAUUUGAUUCAUCGGAGGUUCGAAAAUGAGUAAAAGAAGUUAUCAAAAGACUCGAGCCAGAUUUGGAUAUACAAGUAAAGGCUAUGA
Molecule: messenger RNA, 822 nt
Organism: Andrographis paniculata
Lineage: Eukaryota; Viridiplantae; Streptophyta; Magnoliopsida; Lamiales; Acanthaceae
Exons: 2
Coding region: 18-764 (248 amino acids)
Source: RefSeq, a predicted model, not a curated record